ACUUAAUUAUCAUUACAGCUAACUGCCUCGAAUGAAGUAGUUUGCCAAUGCCUUGUAACGAUGCUAUAGUAACUGUUCGUACAGUUAUUACAACGGUUUAAUUUCAUUUAUUGGGCACAUUUGAACGAUAAGUUUGUUCCACAUUUAAUUCUUGUAUCAUCUUUGGCGCCUCUGGUUAUGGUUUGAGAUAGCCUUAGAAUUUCGUAAGCGAUUAUUUCAGGUUAUGUGUAUCAGAACCAAACACUUGUUAUUUUCAGUGAGCUUGUGUUUCCGCAUUGCGAGCAGGAGGUGACUAGUGCUUAGACAAACAUAUUAGUGCACAUUACGUACGUGUUCUGUUCGGCAAUUACGAAAAAUACCAGAUCGACGUGUGGUGGAUUAGGAGAGCACUCAUGGACUCCAAGGGAACUAGUUGGCUGAAAAAAGGGAAGAAUGAAGUAUAUGCUGAACCAGGCUCCUUGGUUCAGUUACGCACAUCCACCAUGAAAGUAAAAGAAGAAUUGGAUGAGCAAGUGAACCAACAGUUUCUUCAAGAUCCACCAAGGAUUGUAAUGCCUAGUCUUCGUAUAAAGCAAGACCUAGAACUGAAACGGGAUUUAGAUGGCAUUGAGCAUGAUGUAAGUUUUCACUUCAAUCAUGCAUUGUGCAUGAAGUACUGUAUGAAUAUCAUGAAAUGCUUUGGGUGCAGUAAAUUCCAGUGACCAUAAAUGAUGAAACAUUAAAACCGAGGAUAUUAGCACUUCUCCAGAAUUUUUAUAAUAUUUCAAUUGACUGUAGGUAUAUUGUUCUGUUGUGUGUAAUGGUAUUUGAAUGAAACUUGUAGGAAACAUAAGUUUAUUAACUGUAACACAUGGUAAUUUUAUUGUACAUGUAAAUAAUAAAUGUCUCAAAUUUGUUCAUGGAACAAAUGUACCUAAUAAGA
Schistocerca americana (American grasshopper) is the source of this 922-nucleotide messenger RNA. RefSeq lists its product as uncharacterized. Lineage: Eukaryota; Metazoa; Arthropoda; Insecta; Orthoptera; Acrididae. The transcript has 4 exons. The record is from RefSeq and is a predicted model, not a curated record. Bases 393 to 701 code for a protein of 102 amino acids.